GGUCACGCAUGACGCAUUUCUUUAAUGGUAUAUAGGUGGCGCGUUAUGUUUUAAACCGCUCCCUUCUGUUAUUUGCUGUGGGCUUCAUUUUGCACGAUUGUACUAAUUUGAGUAUCAGCCCCUAAAGUUGUUCUGACAUUUAUCAGUUAGGAACCACAAUCCAUCAUAAUUGAAGCAGGCUUUUCACUGUGACGAAAGUGAAGAUGACAGACCCUGCAGCUGAAGAUGCUAAGCGUAUUAAAACUAUGAAAUUAUAUUCACAUGUUGACAGAGUUUAUAAUGAGCUUAAAGAGCUUGGAUAUGGUUUAACAGACCAACUGAAAGUUGAAGACCUGAGUAGAGUAGAUCAGUACCACUAUUUUGGCACUCAGGCAGUACAGGAGGCUAUAGAUGACCUCAAGAUAAACUCUUCAUUCCGCAUUUUGGACAUAGGUUCUGGCAUAGGAGGCCCAGCCAGGUAUAUUGCUCAGAAGACAGGAUGCCACAUCACAGCUGUAGAACUACAAGAAGAUCUUAAUACAGUGGCUACAGACUUGACCAAGAGGUGCAACCUGCAGGACAAUAUAACUCAUGUCUGUGGAGAUUUUCUACAAGCAGAUUAUGGGUCCGAAAGCUUUGACCUGAUUGUGAGCUGGCUAACUUACUUACACAUUCCAGACAAAGAAAAAUUAUUUGAAAAUUGCUGGUAUCACCUGAAAAAAGGAGGGAAGAUGUUUGCUGCCGACUUUUUUGAGUCCCAACCUUUUGAUUCAGCAGAAAUAGAAAAACUGUCUUCAGCUGUCUAUGCUUCUGAUAUACCGUCCAAGGAAAGAUACAUCAGUCUCUUGGAAAGUGCUGGAUUCAAACACAUAAAAUUUGUUGAUGAGACAGAAAAAUGGACAGAUUUUGUGAAAAGUCGACAUGAAGAGUAUGUGGCAAACAAAACACGUCAUGUGAGGGUCCAUAAUGAGGAGGUCUACGCUGAACAAGAGUAUUUUUUCUGUGUUGUUCGCAAAUUGUUUGGUGGAGGUCACUUGGGAGGAUGCAAUGUUACUGCAGAUAAAGUGUAGGGCAGUUUACUCUAUUUUUUUUUAAUUUUUUAAUAAUAGAUUUAUAUAUAUAUAUCUUAUUGUACUUAUGCUAAAGAGGGGUAGGGAAUUUUAAACUUUAAAGCUUAAAUAUUUCAAAAUUUCUACUUAUACAUGAAUGUUAUUUCUAGCCUGUAGAAAAAAUUGCACCCUGUGAAACUUUUUUCAAUAUUACUUAUAAAAAGGCAGCAAUUGAAAUAUUUCAUGUGAAUUUGAAUCAUGUAUAUUGCAAAUAUUUUGAAUGCCAGUUCUUUAUAUUUUUGAAACAUAGAUACAAUAAAUUUAGAGAUUUUCCCUUUAAAUGGAAAAAUAUGAAAUAUGAAAAGCAUAACCAUUGGCAUGAAUUUUGAUAGCAUACUUUUCUUUUCAUGCACAAUGUCUAAUUCACCUUAUUCACUCACUAAAAUACUGUACACAAAUGCAGUUUCCAGAUUAAAGGAAACAUUUUGUCUACCUCACACUACCAUACUUAUAGCCUUGGUGUGUGAACUUUAAUUUUAUUAUUGUUUAACUAAUGGAGUUUUAAAUGUGACAUAAUUAAUGGUAAUCAUUUCCAAAAGACCCCUUAUGUUGAUGCGGAAUUAAUCUGAUACAGAUACUCCACAAGGAAAUCUUAGCAGUCAUUUUAUGUGCUAUUUUUCUGUUCAGUUUGUUAAAUGUUUUUAUAGCAUUUUGAAGGGCACCUACUUACCAAAACAUUGUCCUAGUAACAUCUUUGCUUUUUAAAAGAACUAUGAUAUUCCAAUAUUUGUGAUAAAGAACUUGCUCAAAAUUGUCAUUAGCACUUUUUGUUAAUAUAAUUUGAAGACUCAUUAGCACAAAGGUAUUUACAAACAGGUUAUUUUGUUUUAACAAAAUUAUUUUGUUAAAACCUUUAAAAAAUGGACAAUACAAAGCCACUGCUUAUAGCUGCAGUGUAAUAAUCAAUUGAUUAUUAAUUUCUACAGUAUCAAAGAAAUUAAGUAAUGCGUAAUACUCUUUUCUUAUAUGUGUGACAACCUUGUAUGAUUUUACAUGAAUUUGAUCAAUUACAAUAAUCUUUCCAUCAUUAGCAGAAGUCUGUCAUCUGAAAAUAUGAGAAUAAAUCCAAAAAAUAUCAAAUACUUGUGGAAAUACCAGAUUUGUUUCUGUAAAUAUGUAUUCCUGUGACACUGAGUUUUACAGUGUGCUCUGUUUUUCUGUUAUUGCUAGUGUUACUAUAACAUAUUAUCAACUUUUGUAGUACUUCAAGUUACAUUCUAUAUAUUUUCUCUUAAAAAAAAAAAAGGAACACACACCAGAUGAUCUACGUGUACACAAAAACAAAUGGCACAAAAGAUUUUUUUAUGAUUUGGGAUGUCUUAAAACUGGUAGAAAAAAUGGUUUAAAAUGAAAAUAAAAUGAUAUCACAACUUGAUUAAAAUCUUUUCAAAGAGUAUACC
Molecule: messenger RNA, 2488 nt
Organism: Lingula anatina
Lineage: Eukaryota; Metazoa; Brachiopoda; Lingulata; Lingulida; Lingulidae
Product: phosphoethanolamine N-methyltransferase
Source: RefSeq, a predicted model, not a curated record